AUGGUCAACUCCUCUUGCGGCUACGUCUGCUCCGAGCAGGGAUGUGACCAGGAGAGCUGCUGCCAGCCCAGCUGCUGCCAGCCCAGCUGUUUCCAGACCACCUGCUGCAGGACCACCUGCUGCCGCCCCAGCUGCUGUGUGUCCAGCUGCUGCAGGCCCCAGUGCUGCCAGUCUGUGUGCUGCCAGCCCACCUGCUGCAGGCCCCAGUGCUGCCGCCCCAGCUGCUGUGUGUCCAGCUGCUGCAGGCCCCAGUGCUGCAUCUCCAGCUGCUGCCGCCCCUCCUGUGGUAGCUCCAGCUGCUGUGGCUCCAGCUGCUGCCGCCGCUGCUGGUCCUGCUGCCUGCGCCCCGUGUGUGGCCAGGUGUCCUGCCACACCUCUUGCUACCACCCCACCUGCGUCAUCUCCACCUGCCCCCGCCCCAUGUGCUGCGCCAUCCCCUGCUGCUGA
Messenger RNA from Fukomys damarensis (Damara mole-rat), 447 nucleotides. RefSeq names its product keratin-associated protein 4-12-like. Gene Ontology annotation, cellular component: keratin filament. The transcript has a single exon. The coding region runs from base 1 to 447 and encodes 148 amino acids. The record is from RefSeq and is a predicted model, not a curated record. Lineage: Eukaryota; Metazoa; Chordata; Mammalia; Rodentia; Bathyergidae.